Anneissia japonica is the source of this 3342-nucleotide messenger RNA. RefSeq names its product proton channel OtopLc-like. The record is from RefSeq and is a predicted model, not a curated record. NCBI's taxonomy places the organism in Eukaryota, Metazoa, Echinodermata, Crinoidea, Comatulida, Comatulidae. The transcript has 6 exons. Gene Ontology annotation, cellular component: membrane. Bases 147 to 1703 code for a protein of 518 amino acids. Gene Ontology annotation, molecular function: proton channel activity. Gene Ontology annotation, biological process: proton transmembrane transport.
AUUUAAAAAGCCACUGGACCAACACUGGUUGAACAAGGAUGCUGAGACCAUAUUGGGCAGUAUGGCAUAAAUGACUGUGGGUCUCAAGAGGCUGAAUAGCCUAUUCAAUUAUACCCACACCCAAAUAAGUGUAAGUAUAAUCGAUAAUGGAUAUUCAGGAGAACCACAUUCAUUCACUUGAAAAUGUACAAGAAGAGGAAAAUGACGGCACGAGGCUGAUCAAAAAAGAUGAAACUGAAAUUACACCAAACAGUUUUGAAGUAAGUCGACUCUUAAGUAAAUUCUACGGAAUAGGAACGAUCCUGUUUAGUGUAGCAAUAUACACAGCGGUGCUAAAAGGUUUCACCGGCGAUCGUAAAUCGGGACUCACUACCCCUGUCGCAUACUACUACAUGAGCAUUCUAUUCGGGCUCAGCAUCUUAUUCAUGGCUGCUACAUUUAUCAACGAGUACCUGUUGUAUCGUCGCAAUGCCGCAGCAAUUGAAAAGGAAAUUGCUCCACAGUCAACAAACGUUUACCUGAAAGUCGGUCUAGUGAUGUUUGGCAUUGUCGCCAUUUUGUUUCUACUAAUUGGGUUCAUGUGCUAUUUUGAUGUACCACCUAAGUAUCGUGACGCUGGUGAGUCUUACUUCGACAUGAUAGGCCUCGUUUUCCACGUUUUACAGAUAGCUUACCUGUUGCGUUACUCUAGGGUCUGCUUUCAGCAGAAGCCCGUUUUUAUCAGAUUUGGUGUGAUGCAUAUGAUCGCUACCAACGUAACUUAUUGGCUUCAGCUUGUUGCUUUUGAUACAGUCAUUGACUUUACUGAAGACUACAGAAAUAAUUCGUUUUUCAAUUUUUCACCGUACUCGGACGGCAAGAAUGUCUCAACACUGAAUAAAAUUUGUUCCAAAACUAGCGGUUACAUGACUGCAUGUAUCAUCGAAUACUCAAUAAUUGCCGCCACCUUGCUACAGAUAAUAUGGGGAAAUGUGGGACAAGUUAGACAACCAGCAGUAGAAAUCACCCCGGUGCAUAAACACUCACUGAAAAAUGCUUUGUACGGAAUUGCCACUGGCUCAGUGUUUUUGGUUUCGGUGAUCAUCUUUGGUGUUCUCAGCGUUACGCUGGACGACGAAAGAGUCAAACAUCUCGUUCUGCCCUUCUCUGUUUUUCGUAUUAUAACAUUCAUUUGCAUGUUAGUUACAGUAAUCGUCUGCCUACGAAGUGUACACCGCAAUUCCUGUAAUGCUUUAGGUGCAUUUCCACCAAUAACGUUCUCCACGAACGAUUGUACUCUUCUGUUGUUUUGCCUUAGCUUUUUUAUUUUGGAUGAUCUUUAUAGUCUGUUAGCGGUCAUUGUAAGCAAAAACGGCAAUGCUUUAGAUAUAUUUAAUUGCGUGCUAGGCUUAAUUGUUUUUAUUCUACAAUCUGUGGUCAUUAUAAUUGGCCUGUACGACAAUUCCGUCAUACUAAAACGUAAAAUGCUUAUCCGUCAGCUACUUAUGUUUUUGUUUGUUGUGAAUAUCUCGUGGUGGAUAUUUAGUCACUAUGAGUUAAAACACGAAAUGUUGUUUUAUGUAAUCGAGCCAAGCGUGUACACUGAGCUUCUCUGGUAUAUCAUUAAUCACAUCACAACUCCAGUGGUUAUUUUGUUUGCUUUUCACUCAAGCGCCUGUAUCUUUGAGAUCGUUGUUUCAAAAACUAACGGGAAUGAUAUUUAGCAAAAUGGUGGCCAGGUCCGGCUAUAAGUUUAUGAAAAGAUUAAAAAUUGUUAAUCUUAAUAUUAAUGUAAGGAAUACUAUGUUCACGGUUUAAUUAAUUUUAUCUAUAAGUUUAUAUCAAAUCCUACUCAUCAGUAGUGUUCUACCAGAAGACAGGUUCCUCAAUAGGUCCUAUUCCAUUAUUCUCGGUUCCCUGCAUUCCUCUUCAACUCAUUGUAACUUCUUCAAUUCCGGCUAUCAUCAAGCAUCAUUAUUCUCACAAAAAAUCCCAUUAAAUUACAUUAAUUUAAAAAUUUGAUAUAGGCCUAUUGUUAUAAAUAUUUGUUUUAUAAAUUGAAUAGAAUUAUAGCAGAAUAACAUAGUAUGAACCCUGGUGUAUUACAAUUUACUGUAUAACAAUUUAUUAAAAUGAGUUAAUUGUGUAUUAUAAUUAUCAUGACUAAAUUAUCCAAUAAACAAGGCAAUGGAAAAGAAAUUAAAAGCUGUGGAAAUGUGGUUCUACAGAAGAAUGUUGAAGAUCUCGUGGGAAAAGAAAAUGACAAAUGGAGAAGUGUUGCAAAAAGCGAAAACAGAAAGGCAGUUGAUAAACACCAUAAGAGAAAGACAAUGGAGAUUUGUUGGAUAUAUUCUAAGAGAAGAAGGUGGAAUUGAAAGACAUAUCAUCGAGAUGGAAUUGAAGGGGAAAAGGGCGAGAGGAAGGCAAAGGAUGAAGAUGCUUGAUUGGAUGAAAGAAAAGCUGAAUGUGAAGAAUGAUGUAGAGCUUGGGAAUAUUGCGAGAGAUAGAAAGAGAGGGAAAAAGACAGGACAGACACUGACAGACAAUCCAUGAACGCCUACGGCAUAAUAUAAGAAGAAAUUAUCCUUAUACUGUACAAGAAACAGGAACAAGGAAGAACAUUGCAGAGAGAUAAAUAUACACCACAGUGAUUUGUAAUUUUUUGGAGUAGGGUAGCUCAGUGGUUAAGAUGCUUGCCUUCUGAUCCCAGGGUCCUGGGGUCAAUACCUGUCACAGCAGGACUUUUUCUCACGACCAAAAACAACUCCACUCCCUAAGCCUCAUAAAGAGACAUGGUUUACAAUGCUUCAUUCUUAUCCUUUAAAUGGUGAGCGUAUUUGCUGUUGGAUGUGAAGGAAGUAAAUAAAUAUUUAAAAAUAAAUAAAGUAGAAACUAGAAACAUAAACACUUUGCAAAUUCCUGUAAAUAUAAAACUUCGGCUAUAGAAAAUGUAUUAUAAGAUUGAAAACCUUAAUAUAAAUUUAAGGAAUACUAUGUUCACGGUUUAAUUAAUCUUACCUGUAAGUUUAAUAUAUAAAUUAGAUAUAUUGUUAUGAAUACAGUAUUUGUUUUAUACUGAGUAGAAUUAUGUAAGAACAAUAUGGUGUCUAUUAUAAUAUGUUAUAAAUUACUGUAGGCCUAUUGAUUAAAAUGAAAUACCGUAAAACCUCAAUAGCAGUGAACUUUGGAUGGGCUUCUUUUCGAGGCUACAUUUGAAAAGUAAAGAAGGGGGAUUUUUUUUCAAGAUGAAUAAUGUAGAUUUUUGGAAUUACUACUAUAAAACAACAAACAAGGCCACUAUAACAUCAGUUUGAAUCAUGGAGUGUAUUAACCGGUAUUAAAUAACCUAAACUGCUGUAUAAA